AUGGCAUCUUUCAACCUCACCCCCUCUGAUGCUUCAACAUUCAUCCUAAUGGGCAUCCCUGGCCUGGAAACUGCCCAUGUCUUGAUUUCCAUCCCUUUCUCCACGUUCUACAUUAUUGGGCUGUUGGGAAAUUUCACAGUUCUGUUUGUUGUAGGCAAAGAGCAGACCCUACACAAGCCGAUGUACCUGCUGCUCUGCAUGCUGGCGCUCACAGACAUCAGCAGGUCUACCUCCACUGUGCCUAAGGCACUAUUUAUAUUUUGGUUCAAUUUGAAACACAUCACUAUGAAUGGCUGCCUCACCCAGAUGUUCUUCCAUCAUGUUUUUUCUCUUAUGCACUCAUCUAUCCUUGUGACAAUGGCCUUUGAUCGCUACGUAGCCAUAUGUAACCCUCUGAGAUACGCCACCAUCCUCACCAAUGGACGAAUAGCUAAGCUAGGGCUGGUGGGUUUGACAAGAGCUGUUCUCUUCAUUUUGCCCCUGCCCCUGCUCCUGAGCAGGCUGCCAUUCUGUACCAACCGCAUUAUCCCCCACACGUAUUGUGAGCACAUGGCUGUGGUUAAGAUGUCAUGUGGGGAUAUUACAUUCAACGGGACAUGGAACUUUGUGUUAGUGUUUGUAAUCAUUAGUGUAGACCUGCCGCUGAUUGCUCUGUCCUAUGGUCUGAUCAUCAGGGUUGUCUUCAGAAUAUCCUGCAAGAAAGCCCACCAGAAAGCCCUCAACACCUGCACAACCCACAUCUGGCUGAUUCUGAGCUCUUAUACUCCACCCCUCUUCUCUAACCUGAUGCAUCAGUUCGGUCAGGGCAUCGCUCCCCAUGUUCACAUCAUCUUGGUCAACCUCUAUUUCCUCAUCCCUCCCAUGCUCAACCCUAUCAUUUAUGGGGUCAAAAACAAAGAGCUUUGUGACAAAGUGGUUAAAUACAUCUACAGAACGUGAUUGCCAGGGGGCAUUGACUUUAAUCCUGUGUGACAAGAUUGGGAAAGGAGAUCUCCUCAUUAAUCAAGAGUGCUC
Dermochelys coriacea (leatherback sea turtle) is the source of this 1014-nucleotide messenger RNA. Its product is annotated as putative olfactory receptor 52P1. Gene Ontology annotation, biological process: G protein-coupled receptor signaling pathway. Lineage: Eukaryota; Metazoa; Chordata; Testudines; Dermochelyidae. The coding region runs from base 1 to 939 and encodes 312 amino acids. The record is from RefSeq and is a predicted model, not a curated record. The transcript has a single exon. Gene Ontology annotation, cellular component: membrane. Gene Ontology annotation, molecular function: olfactory receptor activity; G protein-coupled receptor activity.